This is a messenger RNA of Anisakis simplex (herring worm), 1176 nucleotides long. The record is from the annotation of a GenBank genome assembly. Lineage: Eukaryota; Metazoa; Nematoda; Chromadorea; Rhabditida; Anisakidae.
CGUACGUGUGCACAUAAUGUAGAAUAUGAUUCCGAAUGCGGUCAAUUUGAGAGGUACAUCAACCAAUUUGCAAUGCCAUUUUUGCAAUUACUAUGUCUUUCUGGAAACGUUCUGAAUCUACUUAUAUAUCGACUUCCUUACUUCGAUGGCAGCUCUUCAGUACAUUUCUUAAGAGCGAAGGCACUCGCCAACCUGGUUAUUCAUGCCUGGACACUGGAACCCCAUGAUUCAUUUGAGCCUCUUUAUUGGCAAACGAAACCGUUCGUUAUUACAGCUGCCAAUAUCAGUGGAACGAUUUCGACUUGGAUGACUCUUCUGGUGACAAUCGAAACUGUUUUAUGCGUGCUUAUGCCAUUUCAUUUUCGACAAUUCUGCACCAAACGGCUCACACUAAUAUUAUUAUUGUCAUCUGUUUUUCUCAGUUCAACAUUACAUCUAACAUUUAUAUACACAAAUUCAGUAAUUGAGACACCAAUCAUCCAAGAAAUACGUUCAAAUCCGUCGACCAGCUGCUACCGACUCAUGGUUCGGUAUUCGAUGCAGAUUUCCUCUGGUGCUGUCUAUGAAAAGCUUUAUUAUUGGACACAGUUACUACUGUCAAUCGUUAUUCCCACAAUUGUGAUGCUGAUCUGCUCGGUUUUGAUCGUUACACAAUUUACAUUCAAGGAAUUAGGUGAAGCGUUCAGUCAACGUCGAAAGUGUGUUAUAAGAAUGACAGUUGCAACAACACUUUCUCAUCUUCUGCUCGAAGGACCAGCUUUAUUAACGUUCGGUGCUGCUGCACUCAAAGGUACGCCAUUCGACCGUGUUCGUCUUAUUUCUCUCCUACUUUCUGAAUUGAAUGCUGUCGUUUCAAACUUUGGCUCGGGCAGUGCCAAUCAUAACACAACAAUGUGCAUGCUAAAUCAUGGCAACAACCUGCUGUCAGUGUUGAAUGCAACAAUACCAUUCUUCGUAUUUUUGGCGUGUAACGAACAAUUUCGACACAUGACAUGUAUUUAUGUGAAAGCACAUCUGAUACUGAAUCAAGCAAGAAAACACACAUUUAUCGCCGAAACUGCAUGUCGACGACAACGAACCACGACAACGUUGCAAGGCAGACCUGAUCCUUACGAACCACGUUUACUACUCAACAGCAAUCAACACUCAUUGCUCGUCAAAACUUUCACCAGAUAG